GGAAAUGGGCGGGCGGCGGCUGCGCGCGGAGGAGGUGCCGGGCGGCCGCUUCCCGCCCCCGAGCGCGAGCCGGUUUGGAGCGGAGUGGAACGGAGGUUGUGACCGGAGCGGAGCCGGCUGAACGGGCGCCGAGCCCCCGCCAUGGCCCGGAACACGUUGUCCUCGCGCUUCCGUCGGGUGGACAUUGACGAGUUUGACGAGAACAAAUUCGUGGACGAGCAGGAAGAGGCGGCGGCGGCGGCGGGCGAGCCAGGCCCGGACCCUAGCGAGGUGGACGGGCUCCUGCGGCAAGGGGACAUGCUUCGGGCCUUUCACGCAGCCUUGCGGAACUCUCCUGUCAACACCAAGAAUCAAGCUGUGAAGGAACGAGCCCAAGGCGUGGUGCUGAAAGUCCUUACAAAUUUUAAGAGCAGCGAAAUUGAGCAGGCUGUGCAGUCACUGGACAGAAAUGGUGUUGACUUGCUAAUGAAGUACAUUUAUAAAGGGUUUGAGAAGCCCACAGAAAAUAGCAGCGCACUGUUACUCCAGUGGCAUGAAAAGGCAUUAGCAGUAGGAGGACUAGGCUCCAUUAUAAGAGUUCUUACAGCAAGAAAGACUGUUUAAAAAAAAAAAAAAGACUCAUGUUACCUUGAGAAGAUUUUGGAUGCACAGGCUGAUGAAGAAGGGAUUGACAAAGGACCAUCUUCCUAGGAACUCCCAACUAUUUCAGGACAUGCAUCCGCUGAAGUGUGUUUUAUUUUCAAGGUGGAGGGAGAAAUUGUCUUACUGUUUCUUAAAUCCUUUGCAGGAUCUGAUAGUCUAUGCCUUUGUUCACAAGUAAUGCAGAACUGACAUUGUGACUGUCUACCAGAGCGGCUGGCCAGUGUUGGUCAGGUGUACCUGUGUGCACUGCCUGUUUAAAAUGGGGGGGAUGAUUUGGGCAGGUGCAGAUCCAAGGGCUGUCGUGAAAGGGAGAGCUUGUGUUUUUGAAGUGGGAACCCCCUGAGGGUUUGUACAGACAUCCUAUCCUCCCAGAGAAGGCGGGCUCUCUUGGGUUCAUUGUAAAGUGCCUGCUGCAUCAAUAAAGCUCUUGGCUUAUUAGUAUAUA
Molecule: messenger RNA, 1087 nt
Organism: Hipposideros armiger (great roundleaf bat)
Lineage: Eukaryota; Metazoa; Chordata; Mammalia; Chiroptera; Hipposideridae
Gene: ARPC5L
Product: actin related protein 2/3 complex subunit 5 like
Exons: 4
Coding region: 142-603 (153 amino acids)
Biological process (GO): Arp2/3 complex-mediated actin nucleation; regulation of actin filament polymerization
Cellular component (GO): Arp2/3 protein complex; actin cytoskeleton
Source: RefSeq, a predicted model, not a curated record